CACGGGGGCGGGGAGACUGAGCUAAUCCCGAGGGGACCCGGUGAAGCCCUUGAGGACUCGCGACUGAACUCGGGGUGACACGUGGCCUCGGGCCGGAAGCCAUGGACACCUUCAUCCGCUUCACCAACCAGACCCAGGGCCGGGACCGACUCUUCAGAGCCACUCAAUACACAUGCAUGUUGCUUAGAUACUUGUUAGAGCCUAAAGCUGGCAAAGAGAAGGUGGUAAUGAAGCUCAAGAAACUGGAGACCAGUGUGAGCACUGGCCGCAAAUGGUUCAGAUUAGGCAACGUGGUACAUGCCGUGCAGGCGACCCAGCAGAGCGUUCACGCCACUGACCUGGUGCCCCGCGUAUGCCUGACGUUAGCCAAUGUGAACCGUGUGAUUUAUUCCAUCUGUGAUACCGUCCUCUGGGUGAGGAGCGUAGGCCUUGCCUCCGGCAUUAACAAAGAGAAAUGGCGAAUGUGGGCUGCCCGCCACUACUACUAUUGUCUGCUGCUGAGCCUGGCCAGGGACGUGUACGAGCUCUCCCUGCAGAUGGAGCAGGCUGCACGCGACAGGGCGAGGACGGAGCAGUCACUGUCUCAGGAGCCUCUUGGGUACAGCGUGGCCGAUGAGGAAACAGAAUGGCUCCAGUCCUUCCUCCUCCUCUUGUUCCGAUCUCUGAAGAAGCACCCGCCCUUGCUCCUGGACACAGUGAAGAACUUCUGCGAUCUCUUGAACCCCUUGGACCAGCUGGGGAUCUAUAAGUCCAAUCCUGGCAUCAUUGGACUUGGAGGUCUUGUGUCCUCCAUAGCGGGCAUCGUUGUCGUGGCGUAUCCGCAGAUGAAGCUGAGGGUGCGCUGAAGCGGUUUCGGACGGAGACCGGCGCCUGCUUGAAAGACAGCGUCUAGGGUGCGUCUGCGUGAGGCACAGACCACGUCAAGCGGCGCUUAAAGACUUGUUCGUGGGAGCAUUUAGCGACUAGUGGUGUGAGCAGAGGGGGCGCCAAGAAUGGAGAAUGGGGCGCAUGAAAAUUUAUAGGUGUUUUUUAGAGGGCUGGAGUGACUUCUGAAUUUCUGAGUAUUUUCCUUUCGUCUAACAUUUAUUGAGCAUCUUACGCUCAUAGUGGGAGCUCACUGUUUGCUAAAUGUCUAACAAUUGAAAAAGGCCCAAACAGUUGAACAUUAAUAUACAGCAACCUUUGGGGUGUGCGCCUCACUGCUUUUGCACAAUACCAUAGGUCUGACACCAGCCCUCUCUCAGACCUAGUAAAGACCUCUUCCUCCUCUGACCAGAUACCAACCCCCCACCCCCCACACGGCUUCUCCCUAGAGGCCCAUGCCCCCCCUUACAGCCUUUCAUCAUGGCAGUCCUGCCCUUCCUCUGUCCAGAAGUACAAUCAGAAACGCAUCAGGCACCUUCAUGGUAGAAAUGGUGACUUUAGGUAGUACAGCGAGAAAACAAAGAUCAGAAGCACGUAGAAAGGACUGGGGGCCCCAUAAUAUGGGAGGUCAUGACAGGUGCCUGUGGGUAGCCUGUGACAGAUGAGGAAGCCGGUUUAAAAAAACACACCAGCACCUCAUUCCUCAGACUCCAAAUUCAGUGUUUUUCGAGGAUAGUUCAUUGCCUUCCUGACUGAGUGGAGGUGUGAGACUCCAGAAUCCUGUGUGAAAAGCCUUUUUUAGAACUUUGUUAGUGGUUUAUAGAAAAAUUAAAGCUCUAUCUAGAUUCACCAGCCAGAUUUUUUAAUUUAAAGUCAUAUAACAGUUCGGGCACGGCUACGUUAAUUUUCAACAACAGUUACGCAGUUAAGAAAUUUCAUGAGUACUCUGAACGGAGGAGCAUCACCAUUUUCUAUGAGAAAUCAGACUUCAUAUGUGUGGGACGGUUGGGGGAGUGGAAAAGAGCAAUGAGGAAAAGGCCAUUUAUUCAUGGUCCCACUUCCCAUCUUGGCUGUUGAGUUCUUUGUUGGUUGCAGAUCCCCUGAUUUGGGGGAAGUGAAGCAGAAAAAUAGGUUGUGGCCAGGUGGGAGGUCAAUGUCAGUCCUAUCAGUGAAGCCAUUUCACUUACCUGAAUGGAAAUGAGAAAAGAAAUGCGCGCUAAAUGUUUCCCAUAAAUGUGAAUGAGAUUCUUAAAAAGCAGACUCAGGUCCUUGGCGCUCUUAUUUUUAAAGUGUUUAAUCAAGGUAACGGGAUUUGAGAAAAUACUUCGGGAAUUUUAAGUGAAUCGAAAGCUGCUAGGUCAGGGCAAGUAAAAAGUUUGAGCAACUAAUUUUACUUUGUCCAGAUCCUCUACAGUCAUAGAUUAAUUAUGUCUAAUAAAUUUCUAGACAAAAGA
This is a messenger RNA of Lontra canadensis (Northern American river otter), 2318 nucleotides long. RefSeq names its product peroxisomal biogenesis factor 11 alpha (gene PEX11A). Bases 102 to 845 code for a protein of 247 amino acids. Gene Ontology annotation, biological process: peroxisome fission; regulation of peroxisome size. Gene Ontology annotation, cellular component: peroxisomal membrane. Lineage: Eukaryota; Metazoa; Chordata; Mammalia; Carnivora; Mustelidae. The record is from RefSeq and is a predicted model, not a curated record. The transcript has 3 exons.